This is a messenger RNA of Bicyclus anynana (squinting bush brown), 15474 nucleotides long. It is a transcript of the gene pod1, whose product is annotated as coronin-7. Bases 213 to 3971 code for a protein of 1252 amino acids. The transcript is spliced from 23 exons. Gene Ontology annotation, molecular function: protein binding. The record is from RefSeq and is a predicted model, not a curated record. Lineage: Eukaryota; Metazoa; Arthropoda; Insecta; Lepidoptera; Nymphalidae.
CUUAUAUUAUCUUUGUUCUAAAUGUCAUCGACUCUUGUUUUGCUAUCGAUCCGAAAAUGUCGCUAAAUUGAAAUGGCCGACGUUUAGGGGGAGUGUCUAGCGGAAAUCGUAUUUCUGAUUGAUUUAUCUCGUAAAGAUCUCCAGCCUCUAGUUGAGGCCAAUUCACAUUCCAUUUUUAAAAGACUGAUAACUUUUUAAAAAAUUGGCCCACGAUGGCCUGGCGUUUUAAAGCCUCUAAGUAUAAAAAUGCUGCACCCAUUGUGCCUAAGCCUGAAUCAUGUAUAAGGGACAUAUGUGUCGGCUCAUAUCAAACAUAUGGGAACAAUAUUUGUGCAUCAGCGGCUUUUAUGGCUUUCAACUGGGAGCAUGUCGGAUCAAGUAUGGCGGUGCUGCCGCUGGACGACUGUGGCAGGAAGAGUAAAACAAUGCCAUUGCUUCAUGCACACUCGGACACCAUUACUGAUAUGGAGUUUUCACCAUUUCAUGAUGGACUGCUUUUGACCGGAUCACAGGACUCUUUAGUCAAAGUCUGGCACAUACCCCCGGAGGGUUUGAAAGAGUCUCUUUCAACCCCUGAGUGCACGUUGUCACAGAAGCAACGCCGGGUGGAGAAUGUUGGCUUCCACCCAGUGGCUGACGGCUUGAUACAUGUGGCGUCCGGACACGAGCUUGCGUUGUGGGAUCUGACACAACAGAAGGAAGCUUUUGUGAACAGAGACCACUCUGAAGUGAUCCAGUCAACCUCUUGGAAGAAAGACGGCAAGUUGGUAGCAACAUCGUGCAAGGACAAAAAAGUGCGUAUUCUGGACCCGCGCGCCGCCAGCCCAGUGCUGGGCGUCGCCAACAGCCACCAGAACAUCAAGGACAGUCGGCUGGUGUGGCUCGGGGACAGUGACAGGAUCCUCACUACUGGUUUCGACUCUGCGCGACUCCGUCAGAUCAUGAUACGCGACAUCCGCAACUUGUCGCAAACCCAGAAGACGCUGGAGCUGGACUGCUCCACCGGGGUGCUGAUGCCGCUGUUCGACGCCGACACCAACAUGCUGUUCCUGGCAGGCAAGGGGGACACCACCAUACUGUACAUGGAGCUCAGUGACCGGGAGCCGUAUCUGAUCGAGGGAUUGAGGCAUUCUGGUGAACAAACCAAGGGGGCGUGCCUAGUGCCCAAGCGAGCGCUGCGCGUGAUGGAGGGGGAGGUGAACCGCGUGCUGCAGCUGACGGGCUCCUCCGUUGUGCCCAUCAUGUAUCAAGUUCCCAGGAAGAGUUACCGCGAGUACCACGCCGAUCUGUACCCGGAGACGAGCGGCGCAGUCACGUACCUCAGCGCGCCCAUGUGGAUGCAGAACCAGGACCACCCCGUCCCCAACAUAUCUCUGCACCCCAACGCCAACAACUGUACACAGGUACACCGUGGGAAUCUCGAAGAGUUAGUCAAAGUUAUUCUUUCUAUGACACCACCAAAGAAAAGUGACCCAAAACCAAUAGUCACCCAACAAAUUGAAGAACCAAUGAAACCGGUAUCAAAACCAAUUGCUCCAGAACCAAAAGAUGAAGACAGGAUAGACUUUGUCAACGUUAAAGAUAUGAUAAAAGGCAUGGAGAACCAGAAACCGGAGCCAAAAGACUAUUCCAAAGAGAAUGGAUUUCACAAGAAAAUCAUUGACAACGGACAUGAUUUUGACAAAAAAAUUGAUGAUGAUACCGAAAUUAUCACUGAAAAGACUGAAGAGAAGACAGAGAAGACUGAAAAAUCUCUGGAAAAGGCUGAAAAGUCUUUGGAGAAGUCAGAGAAGUCUCUAGAAAAGGCUGAAAGUUCAGAUUCAUCGGAGUCUUUGUCUAGAAGUAGCAGUAUAAUAAACGGUGUUCCGGUACAGAUUCCGAAGCCAUUGCCUCGGUCGUCUAUAUCUGAAGCUGGAUCCGCGGAUGAUCAUUCAGAAGCACCAAAACCUAAACCCAGGACAACUGCUGUACCUAUAUCUGGUUACAAGCCUCGGCUGGGCCCCAAACCAUUUUCAGCGUCAGCCGGAAGCGAAGAGUUCUCUUUCGACAAAGUGUUCUCCGUGCCCGCAGUGCCCGGUGUGCCCAAAUCUGAUUCAGGACUUUCUCCAGUGUCAGCUCCCGCGUCUGCUACUCCUCUAACAUCUACUCCAAUCUCAAGAGACGAAGAGAAAGAGAAAUCUCUUUCUCCGACCAGCGACGUUGACGUUAUACCCAACAAAGAAGAGUACACAAACGGCAAGUCUGACACGAGUCUAGAGGAGGAGGUGAACUCCUCCGACUCUGGAUACAGACCAAAGACUCCGAGCACGGCUGAGAGGAGGAAAAUGUUCGAGUCUACGGACGGUAAUCAGUCAAUCGCAGACCUGCGUCGCGCUUACGAAGUGCGUUCCAAGAGCGUCGCCGUCGAAUCCGAAGCGCCGCCGUCGCCCGCGCCGCUGAGGCGCAGAGAUUCACUGAAGUCCCGCAAAAGUCCUGAGCGUGAAGAGAAACGAUCUUCGGUCCCGAAUGUCACUACCAAGAGGACGUCCACUGUUUUUGGGAAAGUGUCCAAGUUCCGUCACUUGAAGGGUACUCCGGGACACAAGUCCACACACGUGGAGAACAUCAAGAACAUCAGCAGACAGAUAUCCGGGGAGUGCAAUGGGUUCUAUGGAAACGGUACCCGUUGCGCCGUACCAAUCGGCGGGGGUGGUGGAGGUCGCAUAGGGGUGGUAGAGCUGCCAGUCGGCUCCACGUCCAUCGCGAAAGCACCCCCACCGCAUCCGUCGGCGUUGCACCCCCCGUCGCUGCUGCACCCCGCGCCGCUGCAGGACUGGACCUUCGACCCCUUCAGCGACCAGCGGCUUAUGGUAGCUUGCGACGAUGGCUUGUUGAGGGAGUGGAUCAUCCCCGAGGGUGGUCUUCAAGAAUCAACUAACGAGCCGAAGCGAACAUUCUCCGCGCACCCCGACAAAAUCUACAUCGUGCGUUUCCACCCCACGGCAUCAGACCUGCUGACCACAGCUGCUCAUGACCUCACCAUCAAGAUCUGGGACCUCAGCCAGGAGGUGCCGACCGCAGAGAUCACAUUGACUGGUCACACGGAACAAAUCUUCGCCAUGGACUGGUCGCCUUGCGGGGAAUACUUGGCCACUGUUUGUAAAGACGGACUAGUUAGGAUAUACAAGCCGCGUGCAUCUACGGAGCCGAUCCGGUCCGGUCCCGGCCCGGUGGGCAGCCGCGGCGCGCGGAUAGUGUGGGCGAUACACGACACGCAUCUCGUUGUUACCGGUUUUGACAAGGUGUCCGAGCGCCAGAUCCUGCUAUACAAGGCGAGCGACCUGUCUGCGCCCGUGUGCACCGUGGGCCUGGACGUGUCGCCCGCCAUCUUGCACAUCCACAUCGACCACGACUCUAACACGCUGUUCCUGACCGGCCGGGGCGACUCGACGAUAUACUGCUACGAGGCGACGUGCGAGCCGCCGUUCCUGUGCGCGCUGUCGCACCACCGCUCCGCCACACUGCACCAGGGCAUCGCCUUCCUGCCCAAGAACCUGCUCGCCGUGGAGAAGGUUGAAUUUGCGAGAGCUCUACGGCUGACCAAUGGGAACAUUGAACCGCUGUCUUUCACAGUGCCGAGGAAAAAGACUGAACUGUUCCAAGACGACCUGUUCCCCCCGACGCUGGUGACGUGGGAGCCGUGGCAGUCGGGCCGCGACUGGCUCGCCAGCAAGCCGGUGACCCCGCGCACGGUCAGCCUGCAGCCGCCCGGCAUGGACACCCUGUCGUCUCAGUCGGCGCCCGCGCAACCGCCCGCCAAGGAGAAACCGCCGCAGAAGCCCAAGCCUGAUCUCAUCAAGUCACACGUGCCCAUGGAUGCUAAGGAGAAGCAGGAUAGUAUAAUGAAAGCGAUGAGCGCCAAAGUGAAACUCGAUCUCAAACUAGAACAAGACAGUAUGGAAGGGGUCGACGAGGCUGAAUGGGACCAAUGAACUGAUCCUCCCUUUAUAUAAAGGCUCCAUAUAACGUGAUGAACGAAUGAACGAGUGAACGAAUAACCGGUCUCGUUCAUUUUAAAUUCUUUUAUAUAUAGGCUCCAUAUAACGUGAUGAACGAAUGAACGAGUGUACGAAUAAGCGGUCUCGUUCAUUCUGAAUGUAUUUAAUUUAGUAUUUUAAUAGCGCUGAUUCGGUUGUAAAUAAACAUUAUUCUAAAUUAAAUUGACAUUAAUAUACAUAGUGCUAUCCUUUUCAUAUUCUAUACUUUCGAAAGAGACGGCAUGAUUUUUGUAUUGCAAUGCAAUCUAUUGCUUUAUUAUUCGGUAUUCAUAUUGAAUACGUAGUCAGGUCGAAAAAUGACAGAUUAAAAAUGACAAUGCUGUCAAUUUUUGCUGUCAAUCAACUUGACUAUGUUUUUUAAUAAAUAACAGAUUGUUGAACUGUAGCAAAAUGACAGAUUAAUAAUGAAAAUGCUGUAAUCAUUCUUCGACCUGACUAUGUUUAUGACAAUAAUAGAUUGUUGAACUGUUGAAAAAUUACAGAUUAAUAAUAAAAAUGCUGUAAAUUUUUCGAAUUGACCAUGUUUUUUGACAAGUAACAGAUUCAAUAACUGUUCAAAAAUGACUAUGUUUUUUUAUUCAUGACACAUUUAAUAUAUUUCAAUAUUUUUGACAAAUAACAGAUUGUUCAACUGUUGUAAAAUGACAGAUUAUUAAGGACAAUGCUGUCAUAUUUUUUGGAAAUUGACACCAAAAAUAAAAGGCACUAUUAUUAUUGUCAAUUUGAUUUAAUUUAUUUUUCGUGUACAGCAGAAUUGGUAGCGUUAUCUUAUUAUAAAAUAACGUUUAUUUUUUUUUUCAUUAAAUUUUUCGCGCAAUAUUUUACGUAUUUACUUACGUACGAACACAACAUAUUUAAGUAUACCAAUGUUUAUGUAGGUAGUGUAUAUGAACUUUGUAUGUGGCAUAAAUAUGUGCAUUAACUUAAAUAAUAAUGAUAAUUAAUUUGGUGCAUUUUAUUCUAGUGUAUUUGUAAGCGAUGUAUUUGUGUGUAUUUGUAGUAUUUGUUAUAAACAUUUUAGCAGACUCAGCAGUGAUCACAAAAAAAAGAAAACUAAUGUCGAACAAAGGUUAUGAUUCACUUUAUUAACUUAAUAAAUAAAUCAAACUGUAACCAAAAUAAGACCCUAGAAUGGCAGAGAAUGACCUUGAGUGAAGUCACGCACUUGCGAACGUUGUGUGUAGGGUUAAAGGUACCUUUGACUGUUAACAAACUCUACUUUUCCACUCAAGUCACUCUCCCAGACUAUCCCAAGUAACCCAUAAAGAAUUACACUACAAGAGAUGUGGACGGCUCGAACGCCACGAGCACACUGAAGCCGUCCGUACCGCAAGUCGUUGCAACGCGGCGAUAACAAACAUUUUCGUAUGUUAAAAAUUCCAAUUCUUCAAUUUUUUUUAAUGUAAGUAAAGGUCAAUCAAUAUACAAUAUACAAUACAAUUAAUCAAUCUAUAAUAUCUAUAUUGGAUUAAGAGUCUGCCAUGGUCAGAUCUUCGCCAUUUUAUCAAGUCAGCUUGCAAGUACGGUAGUGGAGUACAGUUUUCAGGGGUCCAGAACCUCAACUGUUCAAGUUACAAAAGUAUUUGUUUUUAAUAUUCUCAGCAGAUUAUCAUGAAGAAUCAUGUCCUCAGUUGCCAGUCAGAAAUCCUUAAAAAAACCAAAAUUUCUAGCUUCUACCCUGAACAAAAAAUAGAUCAUGUAAAAGAUAGAAAUCCCUAUAAAGAAUACAUGUUCUAAACAAUCCUCAAUAGCUUAACGGUAAGAGUGGUUGAACUCAUCACCGAGGGGUGGUGGUUCUAUCCCCGCCCCGUUGGUCCAUUGUCGUACCCACUCCUAACACAGUCUUUGCCGACUAGUUGCGAGGACAAUGGGAAUAUUGGUCAUAAGAAGAUAUGGCAAAUAAAUGAGCGGUUCACUGUCUGAUCUCUUGAAACUUGCUACGUCCCAAAACCACCACAGUCUAAGGUGUUUAACAAGGGUAUGCACUAUACUGAACAUAUUAACUGCACGCUACUGACCUUAAAAACUUUUAGUUUUUAUACAAUGACAAAGAUCUGACUAUAACUCUAACUAUAUUUUUAUAACUCACAAGUGCGAGUUUCGAAUUCACCUCUAUCUCUCUCUGUUUAACACGAUAGUAUAGAAUGAGAAAGAUAGCGGUGAAUUCGAAACUCGCACUUUCGAGUUAAACUUGUUUGAAAUGUUUAUAUCAUUAACUAUAAGUUUGCACAAAUAUAUCGCAAAUAGUGUAUAGUCUGGCAAGUUGGUUGAUGACACUCCAAUGAUAUGCGGGCGACAGGGGUGGGGGGGGGAAGACUGCGCGGGUGUGAAAUCGUGCGCACGGGGAAGUGAGGUCGUGGAUUUUUUUCAUUCAUCGCUACACGCCCCCCGGCCCACGCGGACCAUCGGCAGUGUUACGAACGAAGUUGCCAAGCUAUAGUAGGGUCCGUCUUAGUCCAUAUCCUUGCAGGAUAGCUCCAGUCCUAAUAUCUAGGUUAUCUAGCAUUUAGUUAACAUUAGUUCCCGAACUAUAUACUAAUCAUGACGUAUAUUUUAUACAACUUUUUCUACUAUACAUUACACGUACACACAGACAACACACAAUUUUUUAUACAUAUUAAUCUGAUAGAUAGAUUAAAAAUGCAUAGACAGAAUUGCUUAUUCGUUGGGAAGUUUUUUUUUUUCAUGUGAUAAUGAAUUUAUUCACAUUUCGUGUGAAGGACAUUUUUUCAUCAUCAUCAUCAUCAUCAUAUCAGCCGAUGGACGUCCACUGCAGGACAUAGGCCUUUUGUAGGGACUUCCAAACAUCACGAUACUGAGCCACCUGCAUCCAGCGAAUCCCUGCGACUCGCUCGAUGUCGUCAGUCCACCUGGUGGGGGGUCGGCCAACACUGCGCUUACUAGUGCGGGGUCGCCAUUCCAGCACUUUGGGACCCCAACGUCCAUCGGCUCUUCGCACUAUGUGCCCCGCCCAUUGCCACUUCAGCUUCGCAACUCGUUGAGCUAUGUCAGUGACUUUGGUUCUUCUGCGGACAUUUUUUAUCGACUUUUAAAAUAUAUGUAUAUAAAAAAAAUUACAAUUGAUGACUUAUCGUUGAAUCUAAAAGUCUACCGUAUUGGGUGCUUUUGCAAAGAUUACUUAUCAUUACUUUAAAUCGAUUAUUUUAACAUUAUUGCUUCCAUUUUUUUUAUCAAUUUCGGAUAUCAUUUCAGACAUUUUGGGUUUCAGUUUUUUAUUUAUAGUCAAAAAUAAUGAUUGCAAACGCAAAGUUUUAUUUUUUUUAUUGACUUGAUGAAUUUUGUUGGCUAAGUAUGUACAUAUAUUUUUUUAACAUGAAUUUAUUUAAACUGUUUCUAAUUAGCUUUUGUAAUACAUAUUUCAAUGCAGUUUUCACAAAAUAUUUUUUGGUAAUUAAUUUAUUUAUUAUGACAUUUGACAACGUUUUUUUUGACGGUACUCAAUUUUACUAUUUUUUUUAAUUUUAUUGGUUUCAUAAAAAUUCUUUUUUUGACAAAAUUGCAAUAGCGAUGACAAAUACAUACAUUUUGAAAAUCUAUUUCUUUAAACAAUUGAAAAAUAUUUUACAUAUUAAAUUAAAACUAGACAAGUAAUUUUGUCUAUGCUUCUACUAACUCACUAAAAAGCAAGGAUAUCAAUAAUAGGUUUUUACAAUCAUUUAAUAAAUAUUUUCAAUAAUAAUAUGUCAUUCUUUAGGAAAUUGAGAAAAAAAUAAUUUCUCGUCAGUAAUCUUUUUAGUAGUUUUUGGUGCUCUUGUAUUAAAUAUUCACUUAUUAAUAAGAUCCCGACGUAUGUUGAUAUAUCAAUACUUUAAUGCAUUUAUAUUGAACCAAAUAUAUCAGUGGCGCGCAUCGAUCUCUUAUCAAAAAGUAGAUGCACAAUCAGCGACCAAAAAACGUCCUCACUCAAUGAGUGCCAAACAACUUCUUGGUACUCAAUUCAAGUAGUCGCAUUUGCAAAUUCAAAAUUAAACUCAAUGCUUAAGGUUGAAUUUGCUCUGAAUUUGGGAUGUUAUUGAAUAUUGGAUUAUAUUUAAAGGUCUUUAAGUAUAGUUUUUCUAAAACUGUCAAAGCGAAAUUGGUCAGCUUUUUUGAAAUUUUCUAUAUGAUUGUGCGUCCUUUUAUUAUAAGAGGUCAAUGGUGGCAAGUCAUAGUUAAACUGCCAUUGCUGUCCCUUUUAGAUACCAACAUAUCGGUAAUUGAGUGUGUAAUUUGAUUAGUGUAUUAUAAAACUGUAAUUAUGAUCAAUAUUAUAUCUGUUUCAUCUCAUUUAUUGACUGACUUGAGUUCUUCCGAUGCCCACUUACCAUCAGAUGAUAUUGCAGUCAAGGGCUAACUCAUUGUAAAAUCGUGUAAGUAUGAUACUUUUGUACCAUUUAUAUUGAUUUAUUUUGCUAUUCCCCGCGAAAUUCCGAAAAAACCAAGCGGCGGCCUCCGUGGCGCAGUGGUAUGUGCGGUGGAUUCAACGACGGAGGUCCUGGGUUCGAUCCCCGGCUGGGCCGAUUGAGGUUUUCUUAAUUGGUUGGGCUGUGGCUAGUUACCACCCUACCGACAAAGACGUAUCGCCAAGCAAUUUAGCGUUCCAGUAAAGAAUAAAAAAAAACAUAACCCUAAAUAAAGGAUAUAUUGUCGCUUAAGUAUAUUCGUUAUUCGCGGAGAUUAGCAAAAUUUAUCAAUUACUCCCUAAUCAUAAUGAACUUUUGCAAAGUAAUGUCUGCUAGUAUUCAAUAUUUUGUAAUAAAUCGAUCUCUGCGAUAUCCAAGUGUUGUGAUCUCAAUGGAAAGACCAAACGUAGUGUGUGAACGGUACACUUUGUGCUCAUUAGGUGUUAUUGAAUGCUCAUAUUUAUUGCGAUUUAUAUUAUAUGUAUAAUUGGAUGUCGAUAUUUGUGUUGGUCGAUGUUUUUUUAAAAAAAAUUUUUUUUUUUUAAAGAAAAGUUUGUCAAUGUGAAGUUGGUGCAAAUCCAAAGAAAUAUUCACCUCUGAAAGCGAGGCGUAUUGUGAUUCAGUGAACAAAAACAUAUUUCACUGAUGAUUGUUUUGUUUGGCUAUACUAAUUUUCUAAAAAACUAGCUAACGCCGCGCAGUUUCACCCGCGUGGUACCCGUUCCGGUACGGGGAUAAAAUAUAGCCUAUAGCCUUCCUCGAUAGAUGGGCUAUCAAACACUGAAAGAUUUUUUCAAAUCGGACCAGUAGUUUCUGAGAUUAGCGCGAUCAAACAAACUCUUCAGCUUUAUAAUAUUAGUAUAGAUUAUGACAUGGAAAACCAUGACACUAUGAAAAGCUAGUCAAAUAUCCGACGUCCAAUUCAAUUAUAAAUAAUGACAUUCCUACGUUUGCCAUACGCAUUUAUUUAAUAUACUCAAAUGUACUUUCUGUAUUUAAUUAAUUAAUUAUUACAUAUUAUUAAUAUUAAUUAUUAUUAAUUACAUAUUGCAUAUAUAGAUAAGGAAAUUAUAGGACACUCCUAUGUAUUAGGGAAUUGACAUAUAAAUUAAUUAUUGUAUAACCGGUAUGUUUUAUAGUCAUAGGCGUUGAUUUGGAUUUUAAAUUUAAAUACGGUUUGAUAUCUUGCGUCUCUUUUAUUCCUCUUUAGUAAGAGCAAGAUGGAAUAGAGGCAGAAUUACAAAAACACAUUUUAAAUACGAAAUGAUGUUGAUACUUCAUCAAUUUUGUUAUACACAAUCAAAUUGCUCUAGGUCUGACUGGUGGGAGGCUUUCGGCCGUGCCUAGUUACCACCCUACCGACAAAGAUGUACCGCCAAGCGAAUUAGCGUUCCGGUACGAUGUCGUGUAGAAACCGAAAGGGAUGUGAAUUUUUAUCCUCCUCCUAAAAAGUUAGCCCGCUUCCAUCUUAGAUUGCAUCAUCACUUACCAUCAGGUAAGAUUGUAGUCAAGGGCUAACUUGUAAUUAAAAAAAAAUGUUUUUUUUUUAUUUUUUAUAUUCUCCCGAAUCAACGCCGUACCUAAAUGUAAAGUUAUAUAUAAAUAAAUAAAAUAAAAUGUAAUAAGUGAAAGCGUUUAGUACCGCUAGAUGCCAUGACGUCACCGUUUUGCUCAAAACGCCAAAGAUUUAUAUCAAUAUUGAGGCUUAAAAUACUGUUUCAAACUUGUAAACUGAACCACAAUGACAGCUAUAGCUCUAUCCUUUUCCACGAGGAAUGCAACGAAAGAGAUAGAUAGACUAUUACUUGAAAAUUUUUUUUAGAGUUGUAUUGCAUUGUAGCAAUAUUGCAUUUCUCAAAUAAAUUUCGUUUUAUUUUCAUGAAAUUAAAGUUUAAAAAAAUUACAACUUUAUUCGCUUUUAUGUAUCUCAAUCAUCGAUCACCUAUUAAAAAGUGGAUGCACAAUCAGCGACCAAAAAACGUCCCCACUCAAUGAGUGCCAAACACAACUUUGGCUGCCAAUUUAAGUAGUCUCAUUUGCAAAUUCAACUUUAAACUUAAAUCAUUAAGAUUAAAUUUAAAUUGAAUUUGGGACUAUAUUUAAAGGCCUUUAGGUAUAAUUUUCUUUACCAAUAAUUCUAAAACUGUCAAAGCAAAAUUGGCCACUUUUUAAGUGAAAUUUUCUACAUAUUUGUGCGUCCUUUUAUUAUAAGAGGUCGAUGAUCUCUUAGGUUUGUGACAUUCCUAUAUAUGAAACUAACUCGAUUAAUGAAUGAUUGUAUAUAUUGAGUUAACAACAAAAUGUAUGUACUACUACAAAAAAUAAAUUUCUUUUGCUUUUUGUCAAGAUUACGAGUAAGUGGCCUUGUAUUAGAUUUUUCAGGAAGAAAAUACAGUUUCUGGAAAGUAAAGUAUCCAAUAGUAUUCAAUGAAUUGAUGCUACAACAUUGUUUACAGUCAAAAUAAAUGCUGUGAAAUACAUAAAUACCAUAAUAAUCUUCGAUCGAACUUCUGUCAACUCAAAACGGGGAGAAUUUUGGAUGAAUUAUAAAAAUAACGAAAGUCAAUAGACGUUUGAAAACUAACGCACAUUAAGUUUGAGAAAAAUUUAAAAUUUAUUUAAUGAAAUGAAAAGUAUCGAGUGUACUAUUAAAUUUAAUUAGUCACCGAAGUUAAAGAUAUUAUUAUCUUUAUUUUACUUUAAAUUCAUUAGGCAAAUAGAUUGAGAAAGAAAAAGAUAUUUUGCAUAGACUUUGUAAUUAAAUAUUUGCAUACCUUUUAAUGGUGAGCCAUUGAUAUUACAUAACAUUGUAUGCUAAAAUGUAAUAUAUUUUGCAAAUAUAUAAUUCUGAUUCUAAUUAGAAUUCAAACUAUCCUGAUUGAUAUUCAUAUUAAUUUGUGAUGAAACCGUAGCUUCUGCGACCAUGGCCAAGUACUAGUCGUAUUCGUGGUCGUAAUCAUGGUCGUGGUCGUGGUCGUGGUCAUGGUCGUGGUCGUGGUCGCCUAGUGCGCGAGAUGCCUAACAUGGUCUGAAUGUAACACUCGACGCUCGUGAUUGACAAUUUGCAUGAUUUACGAAUUAUUUAAACGCGAAUCUCUAAAUUUUGUCGUAAUAUUUUUUUCCUAUAGUAUUUUAUAAUGAAAUAUUAAAUGUUUUGAAACGCAUCUAUAAGCUUUAUAUUAGCUUUGUAAGUCAAAAGUUUUGUAUAAAUCGGGCCUAUGAUGUUUGAUGAUCGUAUUAUGCCACGCAUGUGCACUGUAGGGGCACCCCCAGGGGAUUAUUCUCCCGCUGAAUGUCAAAUUCUUAAACAAAUAAAGGUUAAAUUCGCCACUCAGCGGCUGAAUGAUCCCCUGGGGCGCACCUACAACGUCUGUUAAUUCCACUGUUAGAGUCCACAGACGUAUCAUUUUGGAAAUCUGUCGUUUUUAAAGAGAGAAAUCUAUACAAAAACUUCAACGCCAUUUAUUUUAUAAUUUUUAAACCAUAUUUACAUAAAAUGUCAUAUUUGAAGCAUGUAUAAUUUGCUAACUGUAAAGUCGCAUCCAGACAUACGGGAUUCGCCAAAUGUUUUUGUGUUCGGCUCGGUAUUCGCCAAAUAUUGAUUACUUAUACAACAAGGUGAUUAGUGGCAUUUGUUUCUCGGCGAAUCACGAAAAUCCAUGUAUAGUGCAUCAAACUUAUCUGACCUGAAGGCCAAAAUUGGAAAUAAGUGAAAAAUAUUGCCCAUACUGUGACGUUUACGGUCACUAUGUUAAAAGGGCACACUAAAAACAGAAAAACGAAACCUUUUUAACAAUAAAUUGAACCGACUUAAAAGAUGCAUUAUUUUAAAAAGCGAAAAAUAACGGCGGAAGGCGUUGCCAAAAAAAAAUGAAUUUUAUGAGCCUGUUUGGACAGCACCUUUGCCUUCAAACAGAUCAAUUGAAAGGAAAUAGGUACGAUGUUAAUUUAGAGUUUAAGAGUAAUGAUAAUAAAUGCAUCCUUGAAGUCGGUUAAUUUUUUUUGUUAAGAAGGAUUUUUACUAAAAGUCCGACAAGAGCGUCACCCUCUAAUAAUUUUAUAGCACUAUACUCGUACCCUCGUGAUUAAGCGAAUAUUCGGCAUUUCGUGAAUCCCGCAAGUGUGGAUCCGGCUUAAUACAACCAGCAAGGCGUGCAGUGAGGGGUCGACGUACAUACGCUUUCGUAUAACUUAAAUAUAUUAUGUAUAGAUUGUAAUAUUAUUCGCUAGUCAAGUUAUUCUUUAAUAUCUAAUGGUCGAUCGUUCGAUAUCACUCUAUGUAGUAAAGAUAUUUACUUUUAGUCAUUUGUGAAGUUGCGAAUUUGUACAACAUUUUGGUAUAUUAAUUGUUACUGUAAAAGUACAAAAAUCAAAAUCAAAAUCAAAAUCAAAAAUCAUUAAUUUCAACGCUUUUAUCUUUAAGGAACUCAUCAAUGUUGUAGUAACCUCGACUAAGUAAAUGUUUUUUAACACAUUGCUUAAAGCUAUGCAUUGGCAGGUCCAUCACAGUCUUGGGGAUCUUGUUAUAGAAGAGUACACCCAAACCUACAAAAGAUUUUUUUACUCUUUAUGCCCGUGUCUACUAAGUUCGCAUACUGGUAUAUACAGGGUGUUCCUUAAUUAAUGGAUAAAACGCAAACAGUAGAUGUACCACCUAAUUAUCUAAAACUAAUUUGAAUAGUUUUCCAAUAAUCCCUAGGGUGACCAAGUUAUAUUUUUUUCGGAUUUUUCAAACUUUUCUAUCUUGAAUCAGUUUUUUCAAUGCUGUAAAUUUUGAUAAUUAGGUGGUGUAUCUACCAUUAGCGUUUUAUCCAUUAAUUACGGGACACCCUGUAUAGCUUCGUGUUUCGUGUCCUGCUUACCGGUGGUAGAGUCACUACUAGUCGCUACAAACAGACUGACAUGUUUCAAUAGUGCUUGUAAAGUAAGCCUACUUUGAAAUAAAUGAAUUUAAUAUUUUAUGCUCGCGUAAAUUUCUUUUUAAACAAAACAAUGAAUUAAUUGUUAUUUUUAACCAUUAAAACCAACAACAUAGGUACACUGGAAAAUUUUAGUAUUUACCACAAUUCGGAGUUUUACAGUAACAUAGUUAUAUCAAAAUAUCAAAGUACGAAUUAUAUCAAAAUGUUGCCAAGUUCGGACUGUCUAAUCUUCCACUCGCACUUUGUUUAACGUUUACAAGCUCUAAGCUGCAGUCACAUACAAUGAUAUCACAGUAUAGCUAUCGUACAGUUUGCAAACAACGUAAGUCAUUAGAUAAUAGGCAAGCGACACUGUCUGUAAUUCUCGAGUUGUUUUUGACUAUAAUACUCGUAAUACUUUAUGCGUAUACGUUCGUUUCGUAACUGUAUGAUAGCUAAUCUGGUAACGCACCUUUGGUACUUUAAACAGUUUAAUAGUUAAAAACUAAAUUACUCGAUACGUAGUAACGAAAACGAAGCUCAAUUUUUAAAAUACAUUUAUUGUAAUAAAAAGUAUAUUUUAUUAUUUAUCUGUAACAGUUAAAUUGUAACGUUUUUAUGUCUAAAAGCGAACUGUUAAUUAUAAUAAUUACAGCACAAAGUUGAUACAUUACCGCUCUCUCUUUCACCCUCGUACCAAAGUUGUGAAGCGACAAUAAUUAUGUUUGAAGGAGACGACCCAAAAUUUUGACUCAACGACUCAACGACGACUCAAAAUAAAUAAAUAAAAGUUCAACUAUUUCAGACACACACACCCAUAUUAUGAAAAAAAAAAAUAAAAACAAAAAUCAAAAAUGAAAUUAAAAAGCCGAAAUAGUAUAGGUAAAAUGUCAGAAUAAUGAUAAGACUUUUUUAUUCGUCCUUGAUCUUGCCUCAUGGUAAAUUAAUAAGCAUGAGGUUAAAAUUGAGGUGCGUUUGCCUUAAAUCUCGUGCUGAUUAACUUGACAUCUGGCUCGAAUGAUGUUUGUACUAUGUUGGAUGUGUUUGGUAGCUAGGUGUCAAGUUACUGCGCACGUGUUAUAUUUAAGACUUCAGGCCUUCUGUCUUUACAGAAGAUGGUGCCUUGGAGUCUGUACCAAUGGCACUGCCCCAAUGUGGGGUGAGAAAAUUGGGACGUCUCUUUUCUUAUUAUAUAUUUUUUUCUUUAUUAAUGGUUUAAUAAUAAUCAUUAACACCGAUGUAACCUACCCUAAGUGUGAUUGCUACAAUUUUGAAAUUUGGGUGCCAAUGCAAUGUAAAAAUUUCUGAAAUUUUUCUGAAAGAUUUCGCGCUAUUUUAUUACAAUUAAAACUGAAGGUCUGUAGCAUGUCUUAGGCUUACAAAUUCGAAAUUUUAAAUACAGGUUCUUUUUAAAACGAAAUUUAAAAACGUUUCGCGUUAACUAAGGUUUUACAACCGCACUUUACAAUUUACACAUGAACUAUUAUAAUUUAAUUGGAAAUGGAGCAUGGGCACGGUGACAGUCACGUGUAUGACGUUCAUAAUACGUGCUAUUGUCUUGAAUCGCGGCAAACUUUCAAGGGUGAAACGAACUGUCACCCGCACCCUCAGACCAAUUAUAGAAGGACCUGUAUCGCACUCAUAGUCACAAACAAAAUUGUCUGUCAUUUUCCGAGGAAAACGAGCUUAGAUUUGGCAUAUAUCUUAUACUAAACUAGAAGUUUGUGCCCAUUUUUUACACAAUUCAAUUACACAAAAAGGUAUUUUUACGGACCUCUUUAACCGACGAACAGCAUUACAACUAUUUAACACCGAUUUAUAUAGAGACAGUUUUUAUAAUCGCAUUAGAUCGUUGAUCAUAUACUUUGACAGAAAACGUCUAGCGAGGCAGGUCCUAUACAAUAAUUGGUCUGAGCCCGUACCUUCCUACAUGAAACGAAUUUUAACGAGCAUUAUCAUUAUCAUAGUCUGAUAGCCUCAAUGUGAAACGGCAAACCUCGAUACUGUGUGAGUGAGUAUGUUUCGGUAUGUUUGUAUUUUUGUAUGUAAACCUACAGAUAUCCGUAGCGGUAAGAUUCAAUGUUUGGAGAUAUUUUAUUACUUUGCAUUUUUUUAUUAAACUCUUGCUAAAUU